AUGGAUAGCUUUUGCGUAAAUGAUACAUCGCGGGGUGAUCCAAAUAUGUUACCAAUCGCCGAUGGUCCACCGCGACUUAUUCGUACCGUGCCUAAUGGAUUACUCUAUCAAGUUGGUGUCGAUGAAGAUCAAUCAUGGCUUGUUCAUGUCUGGGGCAUGAAUGGAUAUGAGUAUGGAUUUGCCUACGGAACAUUAUUGAGUGAACAAAUUAUUCAAUUUUUUCCGAAAGCCUAUGCCUACCUAGAGAAAGAUAUAAUAGAUCACCUGGAAUCUCUUAAAUUACCGAAGUGGGUAAAACAGUUAAUUGCUGAUGAAGGUCUUGCAUUUGCUUUGGAUAUGCAAAAUUCACUGGCCCAAGUAUAUGUCGACCCAGAAAUUUAUCGUGAGCUUCAUGGUAUAGCUGAUGCUACGAAAAUUGAUUACGAUCUUUUACUACGUUUGCAUAUGUUUGGUGAAUUGACUCGAGGCUACAUUGGCGUGCUGACUGGUAUGUCUUCAACAAUGAUGGGCAUAGGAUCAAUCGGUAUCCGCCGUCCUGAUGAUACGUUCGGUGAUGAAAGCAUGAUGGGUAUACCUUUUAUUUUUCUACAACGAUACCUUAUGCAAUAUUCUGAGACGCUCGAUGAUGCUCUUUCAUACAUAACCAAUAUUCGUCGAACAUGUCACUUGAUUUUGGGUAUUAGUGAUGGCAAAUUGGGCACAGGUCGCAUCAUUCAAUAUUCACAUUCACUUGUUCAUUUCUUCGACGAUAUUAAUUUACAACCAUUAACUGAUUGGCAUCCACGUAUUGACAAUGUUGUCUAUGAAGGUAUGGAUUGGACAUGUCCAGCGUUUCAAUCUAAACUCUAUGAACAGAUUAGAGCUGAGUACGGUCAGAUCACACCUGAAACGACUAUUCAAAAUAUACCUGCAGUGGUCAAAACUGGCGAUGUUCAAGUGGCCGUGUACGAUCUCACAGAUAAUGUAUUGUAUGUUGCCAAUGCUCGCGGUGAAGGCGAACAAGGACCUCGACCAGCUUAUCAACGACAGUUCAUCAAGCUUGAUCUUAACGUAGAAUAUGCUCGAGUAUUACCGACAAUUUAA
Molecule: messenger RNA, 1083 nt
Organism: Rotaria sp. Silwood1
Lineage: Eukaryota; Metazoa; Rotifera; Eurotatoria; Philodinida; Philodinidae
Source: the annotation of a GenBank genome assembly